Molecule: messenger RNA, 3473 nt
Organism: Megalobrama amblycephala (Wuchang bream)
Lineage: Eukaryota; Metazoa; Chordata; Actinopteri; Cypriniformes; Xenocyprididae
Gene: abhd11
Product: abhydrolase domain containing 11
Exons: 6
Coding region: 117-1070 (317 amino acids)
Cellular component (GO): mitochondrion
Source: RefSeq, a predicted model, not a curated record
AGGGAUCUGGCAACACUGUUGUGCGGUUUCCCUAGUGUUAGCUAAACAACAUCACGACCUCUGAAAUCGCCAACCCCGGUCGAAUGAAUGAAUGAAGUCCGGACACAGGUUUUAACAUGUCAAAUUUCGCCAUGAGUGCCCUGUGUCGUAUUUUCACCCGGGGGUUGCUUUGCGGCCCGUCGUCAUGUUUAUCUGCAACGGGACCUCGGGAUUUUUGCAGUGGAGUGUCGCGACUGGAAGGUGCUGGCAGUGAAAGCGUGCGAGCCGCCAGUUCUGUAAACUUGACCUACGAUGUGUUUGAUGGAAAGGUAGACAGCACGCCAUUGGUGUUUCUUCAUGGCUUAUUCGGGAGCAAGUCAAACUUUCACUCCAUAGCCAAGUCCCUGGUGCAGCGGACAGGGAGGAAGGUGCUGACAGUAGAUGCUCGUAACCAUGGCAAAAGCCCACACAGUCCUGUCUUGACCUACGAAGCAAUGACUUCUGAUCUGACACAUCUGCUCGGACAGCUGCACAUUGGGAAGUGCGUCCUGAUUGGACACAGCAUGGGGGGCAAGGUUGCAAUGACGACAGCUCUAUCACAGCCUAAUUUAGUGGAAGGGUUGGUUGUUGUGGAUAUUAGUCCCUCUCAGACUUCAGCACGCACCAAUUUCCAUGCCUACAUUCAGGCAAUGAAAGAGGUGAAGAUAGCCAGUAAUAUCCCACGUUCCACUGCACGAAGACUGGCUGAAGACCAGCUCAGGAAGAUAGUUAAGGAGCGUUCAGUGCGUCAGUUCCUUCUCACUAACCUGGAAGAGCAAAAUGGUGACUAUGGCUGGAGGAUUAAUCUGGAAGCUAUCUCAAACCACCUAGAAGACAUCAUGGGUUUUCCUGAUUUUAAUACCACCUAUGAGGGUCCAACUCUUUUCUUGGGUGGCAGUAGUUCAGCCUACAUAAGCUCGGAGGAUUACCCUGAAAUCCAGCGACUUUUUCCUAGUGCUGAUAUCCAGUACAUCCCAGAUGCCAGUCACUGGAUUCAUGCUGACAAGCCUUUGGAUUUCAUCAGCUCCAUAAUCACUUUCUUACAAUCAUAGUCCUUGUCUCAGGAGAGGAUACGCACAGGUGGGCCCAAUGAUUAAGGGACAGUGAAUGAAUUGUAAGGGUAUGGACCAAGAUGACUUUUAUCGAGUUAAAUCUAGUCUCUUACCUUAUAAUGCACAAUUGUACCGUUAUAUAAUUCCUGAUAGUUAGUGUACUAAUUUUUCAAUGUGGUAUUUGCACUGUGGCUUAACAUAGUACAUUAAUUACAAUUUUAUCAAAAAGAUAAAUAGAAAUCUGGCCGUGACUUUCAAUCAAGGACAUUUGUUUGUAGCUAUUACAAAACAGCGGAUCCAGUGGCUUUUUUUUUUUUUUUUUUUUUUUUUUUUUUUUAUAUAAAGUACUUUUCCUUCACAACUUGUAUGAUAAUUGGACUAGAUUUAGAUUUUUUUUUAUAUAUUUUGAUUUCAAAAAUUUAAACUAUUUUAGCUUCAGAGCUAAAUGAUAAUUGGACAAGAUUUACCGUUUUUUUUUUCUUUCUUUUUUUUAAUAAUUUAAUUUUAAUUUAAUUAUAUUUUUAUAAGUAUAUUGUUGACAUGGACACCCUUUCUCUGUGCUCUGAUAACAAAUACAAAGAUGUCUAUGCAACAGCGUGUGACUUAUUUAACUCUUCUCAAGCUGAAAGCAUCUCUCACAGUCUCAUCUUUAGAUUCAGUAGGACCACAACACUUUGACGUACGGCCAAGAAUUGUUACUCUUUUUCUGGAAACAGAAAUUUUGAGUUGUUUGUGAAAUGUUUUAAAAAAUGAAUGCUAUAGGGCAUAAUAGCUUAGUUUCUGUUGUUUUAAAAGUGUUGAGUGUGUGUUAUAAGGUAGGUGCUUUAUCAAAACAGUUUUGUAUGGCUUUACAACAAAUGAAGAUGCUGCAAUGUAACUAAUAAGACACCUUUCAGAGCAUCACAAAUUAGUAUGCUGACAGUACUACAUUUCUGUUAUCAAGGAUAAAUUUAACUGUUUUACUAGAAAUCUUUAUUUUGGCCCUGGGUCCUCUUUUUUUCAAACCCUUUCUUCUGUAUUUAACGUAUAAUCAAUAAAUCGAUCAAAUACAUAAGCGCGUGAUAAAAAAAGCUGUUCUGGUGCUUGUUCGGCCAUUAGAUACUGCACAGUUUAUCUUUUUGGGACAUUUGCAGGUAUGUUAGUGCGAUUUAUUACAGACAAUGUGCCUACCUCUGCACAUUUUUCAUCUAAUCAUGGUAGGUUUAUCAGUUAUCAGUAGGUUUAUCACUGUUCAGUGGUCAUUCAAGUACCAAAGCAGGGGUUUAUGGGAAUGUUUUCCUCGACCAGUGGUGUGUUAACAUUGUGUGUGGCACACAUUUAAGAAUAAAUGUAGAUGUACUGUUUUGGCAGUCUUGAAUAUAAAAGCUGCUGUUAUAAGGGGAUAUUUUUGUUCAUUGUGAAAGUGUCGAUGUUUGUAAAUGACAAGUAUUUUGUAUAUCCAUAUACAUUACUGGUUAUAUAAAUGUAUACUAUAUUACAUAAUAUAUUUAUGACUUACGAUAAAUCAAGAAAUAUGCUGCAAAUUGACAUAUUCUAAAUGUCAGUGUGUAUUCUCUCAUGUCACAUAAUAAUUGUAUUGAAUGUUAGUGGUGGAACACUAGAAUUAUAGCACUGCCGUUGCUUGUUACGUCUUCAGACACAGUUUGUUGUGUUUCUGUGUUUACACAGAACUGUAUCUUUCAGAAUAUGCUUUUCAAAACUAAAGUUUACUGCCAGUGAUUAUCAGCAGUGCUAGUGUAAUGUCUUUUGCCAGCUACUUUACCCUGCUAGAUAUAAACAGUCAGUGAUUGGUUCAGACAUAAAAGAUUAUGUCUGAGCUUUUAGCAAUUCAGCUAGAUCAACGGAUGUCAUUGAAAAAUUAACAUUGAGAAUACAGUGCAUUUUCCCUCCUUAUGAAACAGCUCUUUGAUUUAAAGAAUGUACAUGUAUGCAAUACUAAAAGACCAAUCAGUUGAGAACAUAAUGCACAGAUAUUUGGAUUUUUUAACAAUAUAGUAUCUGCUUAGCUUAUUCACAAAAUACAACUAAAUAUUUAGAGACAGAGGGAGAGAGAGUUUAUCUUGGUACUUACAGUACUUGAUAUAUUUUCAUUGUACGUAAUGUAUCCUUGUACUAAAUUAGAGAGUCAAACCUAUUGUUGCUUCAUGCAUUACUGUAUAUUGUUUGUUUGAAAGUGGAGAUGACUAAAUGUAUUGUUACUAUUUAAUACAUAGUGAUACUGGUUCUUUGUUUUAUUGAUCUAAUGUGUCAGUAAUGACAGGUCAUGAAAGAGUGUGUGGUUGUGCAGGAGUAACAGUAUGAGUCAAUGUUGAGCAGUUUGUAUGGGUGUAUUGCCUUUGCAUGCAAGAGUGUAUCUGUGCGCAGAUGUGUUACUACUAAAUAAAUGUACAAGUCUUAAACCUG